Molecule: messenger RNA, 602 nt
Organism: Erigeron canadensis
Lineage: Eukaryota; Viridiplantae; Streptophyta; Magnoliopsida; Asterales; Asteraceae
Exons: 2
Coding region: 138-602 (154 amino acids)
Source: RefSeq, a predicted model, not a curated record
UUUACAAGUAUCUACAAAUACAGUGGCUUGCCUCGUACAAGGAGUUAUUUGUGUCAUGUUGGGUCGACCAACACCGCAACUAUCGUAACUACACUACCAACAGGGUUGAGAGCGAGCAUUCUUUGCUGAAGUCAGUUAUGCAUCAAAAGCGGCUUACGUUCCACAGAAUCGUUGAAUGUGUUAACUCUGUUGUCAGCGGGCAAUACACCGAAAUAAAGGGGUCACUGGAACAUUGCAGGCAGUACAAUCAAAAUAAACACAACUAUCCCUGUUUAAAGGAUUUUCUCGGUAAAGCCUCCCAUGUAGCCUUGCAAAUUAUGGUUGACGAAAUUGAUCGAUUGAAAAAUACACUAAAAGGGGACGUGUCAAAGUGCGGGUGUACAGUAUGGGCUAGCUGUGGCUUGCCAUGUUGUUGUCGACUUCUAACAUACAUGCAGGAACGAAGGCGUGUUCAAGAAUAUGAGAUAGAUGCAUUUUGGUGCAGGCUCGAUAUAAACCCGUCCACCUGCCUGCUUGGAAAUGUGAAGAAAGACUCGGAUGAUGACGAGCCUGUUGAGGACUUUUGUGGCGAGGUUACUACUGCCUUGGAACGACAACCAUAA